GAGUGAUUUUUGACAGGCUGUUUAUUUAUUUUUGUAUAUGUAGUGGGAAUUCAUGUUGUGAAAUAUUUAAAUUUAACUGGAUUAUAGUUACCUAAAUUCAAAAUUAUAAAACCACAAGGGAAAUGUCUUUUUUAACUGAAUAUUUUGACGAGUACCGACCGCAUCCUUUAAUAAAAUCUAAACAAUGCCGUCCAGAGAACAGAUUUGCAGAAUUAGAAGGGAAAUGGCUGAAGCCGACUCUUGGUUCAGACAGGGAGAAGCAACUAUCAGAUGAGGAGAUGAGGGCCUUCAUCCGGGAGACCACGCGGGAGCUGCGCGGCCUCUCUACGUACUAUAAUGACUACUGCGCGCAUCUACCCGAAGAACUGAAAACAAAAGAAUUCGUGCCGAAACCUAAAAAGAAGCGUCCAUGCCCACCAUGUCCCGACGAGUCUACCGAAGCCCCCAGUCCGCCCGCUCAGACCGAAGCCCCACCAGUGAAGCCACUUGCACUGAAAGAUACUCACGUGAUGACGACAGCCGGUGCUAUGUAUGGGAGGGAUGUGAAUGCGCCGACGUUGAAGCCCUUGGACACGCAUUUUAGAAUACUCGGUUACAUGCGACCGAAGCUCCUACAGACGGGUCUAAGCGAGUACACGGAUACCAUUGCUCGCUUGGCAUACGAGUUGGUGCGAGACGACAGAAUACCUCAAAGCCGACCCAGCAAUGGACAGCGGCCGCGAUGGGGCGUCGGCGAACACAGGCAACCCAUGCUGGACAUUGUACCGUAUGAGCAAGAGAGACUGUUCUAGAAGAAAUUGUGUAAAUAAAUGACUUGCAAAGGAAGUUAAAA
Messenger RNA from Plutella xylostella (diamondback moth), 832 nucleotides. RefSeq lists its product as uncharacterized. The record is from RefSeq and is a predicted model, not a curated record. NCBI's taxonomy places the organism in Eukaryota, Metazoa, Arthropoda, Insecta, Lepidoptera, Plutellidae.